AUCACUUUCAACACGUUACAUAUGUCCCAUGUAUGUAGACAUUAAGACUUGCUGUCACUAUGGAAACAUACAUGAUUUCAUUCCUUCUGGUUAUAGUGCUUCACUCAGCAUUAAGGAUAACUCACGUGAAGGGUCAGUCAUUGAGGCUACAAGGUUCGUCCCCCUCUGCUGUCAGGAAUGAGACCUUUCUGUUUACCUGUUCUGUCACCGGUAGAGGCUUCUUACAAGGAGGACUGUCGUUCCAAACAGUAACAGGAAGAUCAUUAAACGCUCCGUGUAUUGUCAAUGCUGGUACCUGCAGAGAGUUCAUCACUCUUCCUGGGUACACCUGUGAGUGUGUGAGUGGACAAACGCGGGUAUUCUACUUGAAUAUCACAUCAGUCAGUACAGAUGAUGAGGGUACCUGGAGGUGUCAGUACAGCGCUAUCAACAGUAACACCAUAAGCCUGGAUGUACUAUACGCCCCAGCAAUAACCACCGUACCUACCAACAAGAACGUGAUAGAGAACGCUAGACCUGACAUAGACUGCAGCAGUAACAUCACACCCGGCAACCCCUCAACAACACGCUACAGGUGGACAGGUCCAGGAGAGUACAGCAAGGAUGGGGCUGUACUAGACAGGCUUGUCAACAGGAACCAGGGAGGGAUGUACACCUGUACUGCCACCAACACUGCAGGACUGUCGGAUACGGCCCAGGCCAACAUCAAUGUGCAGUAUGCUCCAGUAAUAGCCGAUCUGCCUCCUAAUAACAACGUGAUAGAGAAUGCCAGUCCUGACAUAGACUGCAGCAGUAACAUCACACCCGGCAACCCCUCAACAACACGCUUCAGGUGGACAGGUCCAGGAGGGUACAGCAAGGAUGGGGCUGUACUAGACAGGCUUGUCAACAGGAACCAGGGAGGGGUGUACACCUGUACUGCCACCAACACUGCAGGGCUGUCAGACACAGCCCAGGUCAACAUUGAUAUUCACUAUGCUCCAGCAAUAGCCUAUCUGCCGCCUGAUAACAACGUGAUAGAAAACGCUAGUCCUUACAUUGACUGCAGCAGUAACAUCUCAUCCGGCAAUCCCUCAACAACACGCUACAGGUGGACAGGUCCAGGAUGGUACAGCAAGGAUGGGGCUGUACUAGACAGGCUUGUCAACAGGAACCAGGGAGGGAUGUACACCUGUACUGCAACCAACACUGCUGGACUGUCUGACACAUCCCAGGUCAACAUCAAUGUACAGUAUCGUCCAAAACGAGAUAUGCAGAAGGAUUUUAGUCCAACAAUAAUUCGACAAAUCAACGACACAGCUGCCAUGAUGGCUACAGCUGCAGCCAACCCGUUGCCACAUUUCACCUGGUGGAGAUAUGACAGCGGGCACCUGGAGAAUAUAGACGACGCUACCGACUACACUGUAUUCAGCUCAGACUUACAGACAGUCCUUAUUGUCAGGAUUGUACACUCAAGGGACUACGGGACAUAUGCACUGAGGAUGAACAACUCCUAUGGGGAAAGUACACUGCUAUACAGACUUUCACCAGCAAGCAGUGCUACUGGUCAGUCACAACAAGAUCGACUCGGACAUGGGAUUGGAAUUGGAGUUGGAGUUUUGCUGCCUGUGGUACUUGUCUUAGUUGUUAUCAUUGUAUUGAUGUGGCGACGAAACCAUGAACACAUUGACACGGUUAACAAAGAUCAAACAGAAAGCAUUGAAAUACAGUCACAAGGAUACGGAACAUCCAACCAAGAUGGAGCCUAUGCAAGCCUUGAUGACGAUGCCCCUCGGAAUAACGAAUAUGAGAAACUCGACAUGGCAAGCACCAAUAAAGAAUCUUCAGAGCCGAUUGGUGUGGUUGAAAAGGAAUCUGUCUACCAAAACCAAGGGGCCGGUGGAGUUUGCAAAGAUUAUGAAGGUGGAAAAAAUACAGCGGAGCAAGAGUGACUACAAAGUUCCAUGCUACAUGUGUAACGAUCAAUGUGUGAAUACCAAGAUCCAAGCAACAUAUAUUGCACUCAGGAUGUGUUUUCCCAGUUCCAAGCUGCAUAUGUAUCGACCCGGGUGUGAAUAACAAUUUCCAAUAUAUAUAUAUAUAUAUAUA
This is a messenger RNA of Haliotis rufescens (red abalone), 2088 nucleotides long. Its product is annotated as hemicentin-1-like. Lineage: Eukaryota; Metazoa; Mollusca; Gastropoda; Lepetellida; Haliotidae. The transcript has 13 exons. The record is from RefSeq and is a predicted model, not a curated record. The coding region runs from base 60 to 1931 and encodes 623 amino acids.